CGGAAGGGAUUGAAGGAUGUUCCUGACAGACUCGGUGUGAUGUUUGACUUUGUUUAUUAUGACGUCGGCCUGGUCAAGUCAAUUGCGAUAUUGUGCGUUUCGGUUUUAGAGGAACGAUUUGAAACCAUAUGCGUAGGUCGCCCUUCAUCUUUUUUUUCCCCCUUGGGGUCAUGUUGACGUCGUGAAAAAGCGCAGCGUCGUCCAGUCCGUCCAUGGCUGCGCAGCAUGCAGACCUGGCCAGGCCUCCCUCCGCUGCUGCAGGGCACGGCUGGUUUCCUGGCCCCCCGCCACCCACCUACACCUGCACCCUGACCCCGGACCUUGUGGCCAAAGCUCGGGAGGAGCUGCAGGAGAAGCCAGAGUGGCGUCUCAGAGAUGUCCAAGCUCUCAGAGACAUGAUCCUGAAGGAUCAACCAAACCUGCACACAAGGCUGGACGAUGCUUUCCUGCUGCGCUUCCUGCGGGCCCGGAAGUUCGACUACGACCGGGCUCUGCAGCUGUUGCUCAACUACCACGCAGGGCGUAAAGCCUGGCCGGAGGUCUUCAAAGACCUGAAGCCAUCCACUGUGAAACACGUCCUGGACAUGGGCUUCCUCACCGUCCUGCCUCAACCAGACCUCAAUGGGAGAUAUAUCCUGUGUCUCAGACCUGGAAAGUGGAAGCCAAACGACUAUCCCUUUGUGGACAACGUGCGCGCCCUCUAUCUGACCCUGGAGAAGCUGAUUCAGCCCGAGGAGACGCAGGUCAACGGUGUGGUCAUCCUGGCCGACUACACCGGGGUCGGCAUGUCGCAGGCUUCCAAUCCGGGCCCGUUCCUUGCCAAAAAAGUAGUGAGCAUCCUGCAGGACGGGUUUCCCAUUAGAAUCAAAGCUGUUAACAUCAUAAAUGAGCCGAGGAUUUUCAAAGGCAUCUUCGCCAUCAUCAAGCCAUUUCUGAAGGAGAAAAUGGCCGAGAGGUUCGUCCUCCAUGGCUCUGACCUGCGCUCCCUGUACAAGAACCUCCCUCAGUCCGUCCUGCCGGAGGAGUACGGUGGGACAUCGGGGCCACUGGACCUGCUGGCCUGGUCCCGACUCCUGCUGGACUCCGAGGAGGAAUUUGUGGUGGAGUUCUGUCAGCCUCAUCCACUAGAGGGGGCGCUGCUGCCAGACUACAUGCUGUGUGAAGGAGACCCGGAGGAGGACACCUUCAGAGGCCUGCGCUCUCAACUCUACUACUGUUACUGACACCUGGUGACCACUGGGGUUUGAGCAAGUUGCCAAAUUACUCCUGUACACAUGCAUAUCAUCUGAGUAGCAACAAGUAGCAGUUACUCUAUGUAGAGACUCCUUUGUUGACACGGAUAUAUAUAUAUAAACAGUAUAAAAAUCACAAAGCCAGAACAUGCACCUGGUUAGCUCCUGAAGAACCUGUAUGAAACCGUCUGGUAGUGAAGUUAUGACUGUCACAGGAGGAAAGGAUAGAUGAGAAAAACAUGUAUCAAAGGUAUAGAGAUUCUAUAUUGAUGGAUGUAAACACUGCUGCUACAUAAUAGAGCUGCUUCAUCCACCUGACACGUCAGUCAUUUCAUCUUUUUUUCACCGACUGAUGUUUCCACUGCUGCUUUGCUUCUUUCUCUGACUGGCUUUUAAUCUGGAACAAUUCAAAUUUUUGUCGUUGAUCGGUGAAGUCUUCAACGUCUGACCACGACGAGUGCGAGUUGUGUGUCUUAUUAAAUCUUCUAUACAGUAUCAGAGUUGUGUUCAUAGAAUUGAGCAGCAUAGAUCUGCUUGUGUGACUCCAUUUCAGCCUUUAGAUUCUGUUGAAUUCACUGCAGACCGCAUCACCUUAAAGGGUCUUAGUUUUAUACAUCUCAAUAAGCUGCCUUUUAUUUUCGUUUUUCACACCAUUGUGGUUUGUUUUAUACCGUCAUGUAACACAGUUGUGCAAUUUUUGUGUUAUUUAUUUGUGAAAAGUAAAUAUUGCUUUUUUUAUACAGUCCACAAAAUGUUUGUGUGUGGGUGAUGUUGGUUACUUGCAAGGAUGAAAAACACUUGUUUUAGUUGGUGGAUAAAAUACAAUGAAUACUG
This is a messenger RNA of Synchiropus splendidus (mandarinfish), 2066 nucleotides long. RefSeq names its product tocopherol (alpha) transfer protein-like (gene ttpal). The record is from RefSeq and is a predicted model, not a curated record. Gene Ontology annotation, cellular component: membrane. The coding region runs from base 213 to 1223 and encodes 336 amino acids. NCBI's taxonomy places the organism in Eukaryota, Metazoa, Chordata, Actinopteri, Syngnathiformes, Callionymidae. Gene Ontology annotation, molecular function: phosphatidylinositol bisphosphate binding. The transcript is spliced from 6 exons.